UUUCAGGCAACUUCUGACAAUAUAUUACCGGCUAAUUUAAAUAAUAAACAAAUUUGCGACGAAAUUAUUCGAAAGUGUUCACCAUCUCGUCGCCUGGAAUCACGAGAACUUUCAAAAAUACUUAUUCAACCGCAUAUUAGGGAGUUAUUACGUGCUCAUGAUGAAAUAGGACAAAUCUAUGAACAUAUAUACGAAUCUGGAAAGAAAAAUUCAAAUAAGUUUCAAAUAUUAGCCUCUCAUAAAAAGUGUUAUCUUUUCCCUUGUGAAGUACUUUCCAAUAAAAUGCCAAUAGAAGCGAUAAGAGUAGUGGGCCUUCGCCGUGUUGAAAAUAAGCCUUUGGGAUUCACAGUUGAAAUUAAUUCACAAAACUUUUUGUCGGUGGCACGUAUACUUUCAGGAGGAAUUAUUGAUAAGCAAGGUCUCUUGAAUACAGGUGAUGUAAUACUAGAAAUUAAUGGAAUUCCGGUUAGUACACCCGAAGCUUUGCAAACAGAAGUUUCACGUUCUAAAAGAGAUCUAACACUAAAAAUUGCACCAUAUGUAGAUGAUGAGGAUGCAGCAAAACGUGUCGUUAAUUAUCACUCAUGUGAUAAUCCAGGAAAAAAAUUGACAUUAUUAUGUCACAGCAAAUUAGCAAAAACCAUAUGUGAAACCUGACCAACCAGCCAAAUCAACAGCACAGUUGAUCAUCUAUGACGCCAAAGUAAUGCUCUGUAUUUGCUGGAAUCAGAAGGGCGUGUUGUAUUGUAAGUUUCUAAAACCGAGGAGUUAAAUGCUACCUAUAACAAUUCAUCAAAUUGAAGCAAGCGAUUUCCGAAAAGCGCCCAGAAUUUGCGACUAGACGCGAGGCAAUAAUUUUCCAUCAUGGCAAGGCUCGGCCUCAUUUCGGUUAAAAACUAUUUAGUUGGAAAACAGCGGCUGGGAAGUUUUGCCUCACCGGCCUUAUAGCCGAGAACUUGCUCCUUCUAAGUACUUUUUGUUCCAAUCGAUACAGAAAGGCUUUGUGCAUUCGUGAACGAAUUUUUUUUUUGUAGAGAAUUAUGGCUGUAUUAUUGACAUACGUAUCGUAACUCUAACUAUAAACGAUGAUACUAAAUUUAUUUGGAAACUACUAUCUUUUUAACUUUUUGAAUGGAAAUUGAUUCUUCUGUUUUUUCUAGAUUAUCUGCAUUUUUCUUAAUUUGUGAGGUGUAUAAAUAAGCGUUCCGCGGCAUAUUAAAACUGUAUGUUAACUUCA
Molecule: messenger RNA, 1237 nt
Organism: Bactrocera oleae (olive fruit fly)
Lineage: Eukaryota; Metazoa; Arthropoda; Insecta; Diptera; Tephritidae
Source: RefSeq, a predicted model, not a curated record